ACGUGGCUCCUCUGGAAAAGGGGAAGCCGUGGCAGGAAUGUUAGCUGCGGAAUCAGCUGGAGCGCUAGUCUACCUCACUGAGCUGGAUGGCAGGGACACACUGGUGGAAGAACUUCAGGAAUCACAACAGGGUGCUCUUUGGAACGAGGGACAGAUGAAAUCAAGAGGCGGUAGGCCCAGCCGGGCGUUGGCUGUACUGUUCACAGGUGCUGCCCUGCUGGUCAUCUCCUCCAGAGGGGUGUCCAGUGGGAAGAUGAUGUCCCAGGCAGCCAUGGCUCAUGCCACAGCCACAGCCGCUGGAUCAGGCCAAGGGCUUCCAGAUGAGUUCCUAGGCUUCCAGGCCUUAGCUGACUUCUUUGCAAGUGAGCGUGCCGAUGUCUGGCUCUGCUCUCUGGUUGGGUCUGUUGCUGUAGGACUCACUGGAAUUUUCCCCCUUCUUGUUAUUCCUAUUGAGGCAGGAGAGGCCCUCGAGACAGCGGCUGGCUGUCGGAAGCUAAAGCAGCUCCUGAGCUUUGCCAUUGGUGGUCUCUUGGGUGACGUGUUCCUCCACUUGCUCCCGGAGGCUUGGGCACAUUCCCACUCCUGCAGCCCAGACGAGAGCCAGCUCCACUACAGGACCCAGGGCCUGUGGGUUAUCAUGGGUAUGAUGUCCUUCCUUCUCCUGGAGAAGAUGUUCCCAGAUGAGAACAGUCAGGAGGACUCCAUUGGUAACAGCCAGCAUGUCCCUACCUCCCAUAGCUCAGACUCCAGUAGUGAGGUGUUGUCCCACAUCAAUGGGCACCAUUUUGAUACUUGGAGCUCGUCCUCCAAGACAAAAAGCAGCUUGCAGCAAGUUCCAAAGAAAAUAAAGAUGCGUGGGUACCUGAACCUGCUGGCCAACUGCAUCGACAACUUCACCCAUGGCCUGGCUGUGGCAGGGAGCUUCCUGGUCAGCAGGAAGGUUGGGUGUCUCACCACCUUUGCCAUCCUGCUCCAUGAAAUCCCCCAUGAGGUGGGUGAUUUUGCCAUCCUGCUGCGUGCGGGGUUUGACCGCUGGAGUGCCGCCCGCAUGCAGCUAUCCACAGCCCUGGGAGGGGUGCUGGGGGCUUGUUUCGCCCUAUGUGCCCAGUCUCCCAGAGGGACAGAAAAUGCAACAGCGUGGAUCUUACCAUUCUCCUCGGGAGGCUUCCUGUACAUAGCCCUGGUCAAUGUGGUGCCUGACCUCCUGGAGGAGACCAGCCUCGGACACUCCCUGUUGCAGAUCCUGCUCCUGUGCUGUGGCAUUGCCGUCAUGGCCGUUUUGUCUGCCGUAGUGGAUUGAGCUCAAAAGACAAGCCUGCUUUACCAAAAUAUAAUUGAGAACAUCACCGCAACAUUCACUGGACUGGGAAGCAAUCCCCCUUUCUAUAAAGUUAAGUCCUCCGAUUGCAUUCAAUUGCCCUUUUUAUUAUUAUAUGGAACUUUGUUUUAAUACUCCACCUAGUGCCAAAACAUCCUAUCAGCAUGACCAUCAACAUGGAAGCGAUCUGACAAUCAGAACGGCACCUUGAAUCAUGAUACCUGCUUUUUCUAUCAGGACUCUAGACCAACUGUGUCCACCUUGUCUGCUGAUCUCUGACUACUGUCUGUGUGGACACUAAUGUGCCAAACCCAGACAGACAGACAUUUUGAAAUGGCAAGAGAGCUGAAGAAAGCUUAUUGAAGCUUUCAUGGAAGUAACUGGACUAUCUGAGAGCAUCAGACCAUAAUGGGCAGACACUCAGUCUCAUUCUGUUUUAUUGCACAUACUCAAACAGGUCAUAUCGGACACUUAUGAGCAGCUCAUGCAUACUGGUACAAACUUAAUCUCACAUGGCUUUACCAAACUAAAAUGCAUACACAUUUCCUUACAUUCUUCAAAUUGAAUGCUCAUGUGCUGCUUUCUAUUUGUCUCUUUCAGGCUAAUUUAUAUUUGUGUCUUAUUGGUUUCUGUAUCUGCUUAUACUGCUAAGUAUUUCAGAAAGUAACAUGGUGCAAUGUUUUUGUCAAAUUCUGUUGUGACUCCCAUCACGCACCAUUGCGUUUUGUAUAGGGUUAAUCUGUUACAUUGAUGUAUAUUCAAGCAAAAAGAGCAUGUAUUUUUCAAUUGCAUACAAUGCUAAUUUGUUAAGAGACACUCAGACAGAUAUAUUUGGAACUCCUUAAUUUCAGGAAAAUAUGGUUUAGAAAUGUUAUAAUAAUAUUAUGCAAAAUAUUUUUGUGAUCUUGAUUUUACUAUUGUGAUUUCAGAAAGUAUUCACACCCCUUGACUUUUUUCAUGUUUGUUACAAAGUGGGAUUGAAAUAUUUUUUUAUCAGCAAUCUACAAUACUCACGUCAAAGUUUAAAAAUAUAUAUAUAUUGGAAAAUAAUUCACUGUCUUGAUUAGAUAAGUAUCCAACCCCCUGAGUCUGUUAAACACCUUUGGCAGCGAUUACAGCUGCGUCUCUGGGUAAGUCUAAGAGCUUUGCACACCUGGAUUGUACUAUAGUUGCCCAUUUUAUUUUUAAAAAAUCAAGUUGGUGGUUGAUCAUUGCUAGACAGCCAUUUUCAAUUAUUGCCAUAGAUUUUCAGUUAGAUUUAAGUCAAAUGAAACUAGGCCACUUGGGAGCAUUCAAUGAUGUCUUGGUGAUCAACUCGUGUUGAGAAUAUGAAGUGCUACACUGUUGUGUUGGACCCAAACAUAAUGCUUUGUAUUCAGGACAAAAAGUUCAAUUAUUUGCCACAUUUUUUUCAGUAUUACUUAAGUGCCUUGUCUCAAACAGGAUGCAUGUUUUGGAAUAUUUGUAUUAUUUUCAGUCUGUCAUUUGUCAGUAUUGUGGAGUAACUAAAGUACAAUGUUGUUCCAUCCUCCAUUAAACUCUAUUUUAAAAUCGCCAUUAGCCCCAUGGUGAAAUCCCUGAGCGGUUUCCUUCCUCUCCGGCAACUGAGUUGGGAAUGGUGCCUGUAUCUUUGUUGUGACUGGGUGUAAUGAUACACCAUCCAAAGUGUUAACUGCAUCAUGCUCAAAGGGAGAUGUAAUGUCUGCCCCCCCCCCUCUAUUAUUGUGCAGAGUCCGUGGAAUUUAUUUGACUUGUUAAGCACAUGUUUACUCCUGAACUUUAUUUAGGCUUGCCAUAAAAGGGUUGAAUACUUAAUGAGUCAAGACAUUUCAGCUUCUCAUUUUAAAUCAUUUGUAAAGAUUUUUUUAUUCCACUUUCACAUUAUGGGGUAUUGUGUGUAUAUCAGUGACCCAAAACCUCAAUUUAAUAAAUGUUUAAUUUAGGCUGUAACAAUGUGGAAAAAGUCAAAUGGUGUGAAUACUUUCUAAUUGCACUGUAUUCACUCUUGGUAGUUGCACGCUCACAAGUUACACUAAGUGAAAGCUAUGGAGAUUAUGCAUCAAUAUGUUAUGCAAUAAAAUUCCACACUAAACAUGUUUUCUGUAAGCACAUGUUCUGCAGCAAAGAGUCUGGACUUAAAAUGUAAUGGGAGCCAGAAGAGGGGUGUAUUGAUUGUUUGUUCACUCUUGACAAGAGCCCGUUGCCAUAACGACUCCCCUGCAGAUUACCUUCCUUAGUCCUGUGAGAAGCCUACUGCCUGUGGGAGCCUUCCUGUGAGUUAAGACACUGAAGCUCCAUUUAUACCUGGUUCUAACACGCACCAUUUAUCCUGAUCUUGUCCACAUUCUGAUUGUGCCCACACUUUUAGACAGGUGGAGAUGAUUAAAAGACGCACUGUGAUCUGGUUGUGAUCAGAUCUUCCUGACCACCUCCGGAGGUAGUCGGGCACGCUUUGGGAGAAUCUCAAUUGAAUACUCCUCACACGCUUUCGCCUUGCCUUCUUAAACCCAUUGGAUGAGAAAGGCAGAGGUCCCUCCCCUCUGACAUCCUCCAGUGGAGGAGGAGGCGAGUAGAGAGGAUGCAAUUGAGAUUCUCCCAUAGUGUCUGGAUAUCUUACAAGUGUAGAUGGAUCUGGACUGUGAAACCAUUUUUAAAUCAUCAGUAUCAGACCUUCUAAAAUCAUUGACUUAUGGUAUCUAUUUGUGUCUUAAAAUAAACACUAUUUUGAAAGAAAUUAAUAUAUUUGUCAUGCAGGGCGGGACCAAGAAAUCUAGUCACAAUGCGGACACAGUGGACAGCUAUGAGAGACAUUUUAAUUCCAUAUGUAGAAUGUGGACAAGACCAGGACAAAAGACGCAUGUUAGUGCCAGGUAUAAAUGAGACAUGAAUGACAACCUAUACUGCAAAGCGAGAAAAUCCAUAAACUUAACACAGUUGACCUCGAGCAUAAAUCGCCUCACCAUCUAUCGGAACAUUGCACAACAUUUCUAACAGGAGAUAGAUAGGUCUUGAUCCCACUAGGUCCUAGGAAAGACAAGUCCAGUUCAGGAUCAGCGGACCUCCAAACUCAAAUCUGGCACACAAUUAUACACAAGCCUUGUCCGAAGUAAAUGUGUGAUACCUUGUAUUUAAAGGGAUCAUGUAUUGCACAUGGUAUACCCAGAGAAAACAAAUGCAUGUAAAGUCUUUCAAGGACAUCUAUUGUUGCACAAUUGAAAAUGUGCCGGUUUUCAUUGCUAUCUUUACCUCCCUUUACCUCAGAUGAACAAUUGAGACCCAUAUGCACAAUUUUGAAUAGGAAUAUGUCCCCAAAACUUCAUUGAUAACACUUUACACUAAGUUGCUCUUAUACUUGUGUAAUAACAAUGUAAUUACUCUUAGCAAUGUAAUUAUUCAAGUAAUAACAUCUAAUUAAUAUGUACACCUUAUUGCUUUGUAUUGUAAAUUAAAACCUAUCCCUAAGUACUGA
Salvelinus namaycush (lake trout) is the source of this 4787-nucleotide messenger RNA. Its product is annotated as zinc transporter ZIP13-like. NCBI's taxonomy places the organism in Eukaryota, Metazoa, Chordata, Actinopteri, Salmoniformes, Salmonidae. The transcript has 10 exons. Gene Ontology annotation, molecular function: zinc ion transmembrane transporter activity. The coding region runs from base 38 to 1300 and encodes 420 amino acids. The record is from RefSeq and is a predicted model, not a curated record. Gene Ontology annotation, cellular component: membrane. Gene Ontology annotation, biological process: zinc ion transmembrane transport; intracellular zinc ion homeostasis.